Messenger RNA from Penicillium atrosanguineum, 825 nucleotides. RefSeq lists its product as uncharacterized. The transcript has a single exon. NCBI's taxonomy places the organism in Eukaryota, Fungi, Ascomycota, Eurotiomycetes, Eurotiales, Aspergillaceae. Bases 1 to 825 code for a protein of 274 amino acids. The record is from RefSeq and is a predicted model, not a curated record.
AUGAUGUCGGCAGACCUCCCUCGAUACUUCUCGCCCAAGCGAAAGCGAGAGCCUUCUGAGUCUGACUUCUACAGCCCAUCAGCAUCUCCCACAUCUACAGUAUCCGCCUGUAGUCUACAAGAGGCUCGGCUUCGCGAGGACAUUGAGCUUGGACGACAAAGCCCUCGAGCGGCAGUGACAGGGCGGUUUGGAGAAUUGGCCAUCCGAGGAGACCGUUUCCCAGAGCCGCUACUACAGCGCGACUUCCACCAAGAACCCACUCCACAGUCCUCGCAGGAAAAAUGUCCACCCGAAAGCCACCUCUAUACGAACACUAUGCCGGAAACCUUAUCGACCCAUAACGCCGAGCUACGUGAAGUUCGAGGCCACCAGCCGCCGACCGAACAGUCGACUGAGAUUUCAACAGAGAGCGCCUUGGCUCCCACAACACUAUCGCCUUCUAAAAACAACUCUGCGCCGUCACCUCGAAAACAACACACUCCCAUAUCACCUUCCAAGAACCGAAAACAACGACGAUCACCCCCUCUCGCAGAUGUCUCAUCGAAAUAUUCCAUGACAUGGCAUGAUGAUGAGAUAACGGGUCAUAAUCCUACAGACCCGACCGAUGACGGUUAUGGGAUCAAUGGCGUGGGAUUUAAACCUACAGCGGCCAUGGCGGCGGCUCGGUCCCAUAAACGACAGAAACAAGUCGCCGAGUGGAAGACGCGCGAAGCACGAGACGCUCGCGAGAAGCGACGAGCACGGAGGAACGAAGACAUUGCCUUGGAGAAGAUUCACCGUGUACACCACGGCGCCAUUCAGAAGCGAGUCAAAUUUGACAUUUAA